UCCCCAAGCACCACGUCUACAUGUCUUUUAAAUGCCUCAAGGGAUGGUGACUCCAUAGCUGGUGAUUCCCAGGACGUAGCCUUCAUCCAGGGAAAAGCGAGGGCUCACCAGCAGGAUGAUGACUGUGUCAGUUUGGCUUGGGCCCUGCUGAAUCCCUGUGGUGUCCUUCCUUCCCAGGAGGAGAUCCAGGAGAUAAAGGAUGAAGGGAAUCUGGAGCAGCUCUUUAAUUCCCUGGAUAAUAUCGUGGAGGAGGCAAAGAACCGGGAAGAGCCUGCGUGGCGUCCCAGCGGGAUCCCGGAAGAGGAUAUUUGCAGCGCCAUGGUGCCGUAUCUCUGGAAGCACAGGGCAUACCUGCAGAAAAUCCUAAAGGAGAAGGAAGAAGAGAACAGGAAGGCAGCAGAGUCUGUGCUUGCGGGGAGGGACAGGAUUGCAGAGCUGCAGCAGCUGAUAGAAGCUCGCAAACGUGCCUGGCAGGCAAUUAGUAAAGAGCAACAAGAACUCCUGGCGACACUCAAGGAGCCCCAGUGAGGAUGGGGGGAGAUCCUGUGUGUGGCGAGGGGGGGUUUUAUCAUCGUGGAAGCGGGACUCUGCGCAUGGCGGACGCAGCCUCAUCUUGUCAGGCCAGAAGAAACCUGCAGCAGGACUGAAAAGCUGCCGGACUUGCACAAUUUGAUCAAAGUUUGUGAAGAAAUAAAAAAGGAACCCAUCAUGAUCUUUGGAAAGAGAUGAGAAUUUCCUAUUCCCCGCUCGGCUCAGCAGGGAGAAUCCUGACAGCCAGCGCGUGGCUGUGGGCUCGCACGCUGUUUUACUGCGGUGAUGGGCCUGAUUCGGGCUGACUAAAGCCAAAUUUGUGACCUUGACGGUAUCUUAGAUGUGUGUGAGAGAAGAAUCAGAGCCUUCUGCACAGGAGUGAGGGGCCGGGGAGCUGUAGCACGUGGAGCCUGCGGGUGGGGAAAUGCUGCUGUAGCCCUUUGCUGCCACAGUCGGACUUUUUUGCCACGUUUGUUUUCAAUAACCGUGAUUUUAAAUAAUUAUCUGCCCCUGGCACCUCAGAA
This is a messenger RNA of Athene cunicularia (burrowing owl), 1055 nucleotides long. Its product is annotated as polyamine-modulated factor 1-like. The record is from RefSeq and is a predicted model, not a curated record. The annotation marks the transcript as partial. Gene Ontology annotation, biological process: chromosome segregation. Gene Ontology annotation, cellular component: MIS12/MIND type complex. The transcript has 3 exons. Lineage: Eukaryota; Metazoa; Chordata; Aves; Strigiformes; Strigidae.